Molecule: messenger RNA, 582 nt
Organism: Vombatus ursinus (common wombat)
Lineage: Eukaryota; Metazoa; Chordata; Mammalia; Diprotodontia; Vombatidae
Product: basic proline-rich protein-like
Exons: 2
Coding region: 1-582 (193 amino acids)
Source: RefSeq, a predicted model, not a curated record
AUGCCACCGCCGCGGAGCACGGGAGGAGGAGGAGGAGGCGGAGUGUGGUGGUGGCCGCCGCCGCCGCCGCCGCCAGGGUCUCCCUGGGCGCCUCUGGGCUCAGGGAGGGCGAGAGGGACCCUCCCCCCUCGGGGCCUGGCCUCCCUCUCCGCUCCCUUCCCCCUCGGAGUUCCCCUCCCCCUCUCUCCUCCCUCCUCCCCCGCGCCCUGCGCUGCGCUGAGCUGCGCGGCUCUGCUGCGCUCCGCUCCUCUCCCCUUUGGCUCCGAGCCCCGGCUGCCCGCUGCUGCUGCUGCUGCUGCUGCUGCAGCUGCAGCUAGGGCUGGGGUUGCGGCUGCUGCUGCUGCUGUCGCCGCCACCGCUGCCCCCGGAGGGAGGGCACUAGCGGCCCCGCGGCCGCCGCUCCCGCCUUCCCCCGGGGUCUACUCCCCGGGGCCCUAUUGGGCUCUGUGCCAGCGAGCAGCAGCAGCCAGGGACAUGUUCAGCACCGGGGGCCCCGGAGCGUGCAUGCGUGGGUCAGCCCGAGUGUUCGGCCGCUGCUCCUCCCUGAAACCUUCGCUCCUCUUCCGCUCCCCGCGGGGAUGA